Hipposideros armiger (great roundleaf bat) is the source of this 2809-nucleotide messenger RNA. RefSeq names its product CWC25 spliceosome associated protein (gene CWC25). Gene Ontology annotation, biological process: mRNA splicing, via spliceosome. Bases 150 to 1427 code for a protein of 425 amino acids. Gene Ontology annotation, cellular component: U2-type spliceosomal complex. The transcript is spliced from 10 exons. The record is from RefSeq and is a predicted model, not a curated record. NCBI's taxonomy places the organism in Eukaryota, Metazoa, Chordata, Mammalia, Chiroptera, Hipposideridae.
AGUGGGCUCCAGGUCGGGCAGUGAAAGUGGCAGCCGGUGUCCGCCGGGAGCCGAGCUGGGGUGGUCGCACCUGAACUAUUUCUCUACGUUUCCUCUCGAUCCUUCCAGAGUCUUCCAGGUCUAGGUAGUGAGGAAACGUCUCUACCGUCAUGGGGGGCGGAGAUCUGAAUCUGAAGAAGAGCUGGCACCCACAGACCCUCCGCAAUGUGGAGAAAGUGUGGAAGGCUGAGCAGAAGCAUGAGGCUGAGCGGAAGAAGAUUGAGGAGCUUCAGCGGGAGCUGCGGGAGGAGAGGGCCCGGGAAGAGAUGCAGCGCUACGCUGAGGAUGUCGGGGCUGUCAAGAAAAAAGAAGAAAAAUUGGACUGGAUGUACCAGGGUCCUGGUGGGAUGGUGAACCGUGAUGAGUACUUGCUGGGGCGCCCCAUUGACAAAUAUGUUUUCGAGAAGAUGGAGGAGAAGGAGGCAGGCUGUUCUUCUGAGACAGGACUCCUCCCAGGCUCUAUCUUUGCCCCGUCGGGUGCCAAUUCUCUUCUUGACAUGGCUAGCAAAAUCCGGGAGGACCCACUCUUCAUCAUCAGGAAGAAGGAGGAGGAGAAAAAAAGAGAAGUAUUGAAUAAUCCUGUGAAAAUGAAGAAAAUCAAAGAAUUGUUGCAAAUGAGUCUGGAAAAAAAGGACAAGAAGAAAAAGAAGGAGAAGAAAAAGAAGCACAAGAAACAUAAGCACAGGAGCUCAAGUAGUGAUCGUGGCAGCAGUGAGGAUGAACGCAACCGGGGGAGAUCUCAAAAGAAGAUGGCAAAUUCUUCCUCUGUUUUGUCCAAAGUUCCUGGAUAUGGCUUACAGAUCAGGGGCUCCGACCAUAGUCAGGGACUGCAGGGUCCUCUGAUGGCUGAGCCAAAGGGAGUGCACGGGUGGAAAAAUCACUCCAGGUCCAGAAGCUCCUCCCACUCACCUCCCAGACAUGCCAGCAGGAAGAGCACCAGAGAAGCAGGGUCCCGAGACAGGAGGUCUCGAUCCCCGGGCAGAAAGACACGGUCCCCAAGGCCAAGCAAACCGCACAACUCGAAGGUAAACAGGAAAGAGAGAGGCCGAACUAAAAGCCCAUCUCCUAAAAAAGAAGUCUACCAAAGGCGGCAUGCGCCUGGAUACACCAGAAAGCUCUCAUCAGAGGAACUAGAGCGAAAACGACAAGAGAUGAUGGAAAAUGCCAAGUGGCGGGAGGAGGAGAGACUGAACAUCCUCAAGAGGCAUGCUAAGGAUGACGAACGGGAGCAGCGGCUGGAGAAGCUCGACUCCCGGGAUGGGAAGUUUAUCCACCGCAUGAAGCUAGAAAGUGCAUCUACCUCCUCCCUAGAGGAUCGGGUAAAGCGGAACAUCUACUCUCUACAGAGAACCUCAGUAGCUCUGGAGAAGAACUUCAUGAAAAGAUGAAAACCAUCCCCCCUCUCUUCCUGGUUUUCCUGAAUCUCCCAGGGAAACUGCUGACCCCUUAAAAAUUCUCUUUAUAAGAGUUCACGUGACUUCUUCCACAGAUGUCAAACCACCACUGUUCAAAGUGACUCUCCUACAUCGAUUCCAGAAACAGCUACUUCUUUUGAGAACUAGUGUGACUUACUCUAUGGGACCCUCAGUAACUUCUGCUGGGUGCAGAGUGUGUUUUAACUGUUUGUAAUGGGUGGACACUGGACCGUGUAGAUGUGAGCGCUGCUCCUGCUCUGGAAGGCUGCUCCCUGUGGUCGUGAUUCUUAUUAUGCCACUUUCCUCCCACCUGUGUGAACAGACCUGCCCCACCGCUUCAGUAUAGAUCAGACCUUUUAGAAAACUCCGUCUCCAGAGUCAGUCACCCAGAUAGCUUGUGCUUACUGGGGUAAAUGAACAUUUACUCCAUUUAGUAGAUAUGUGACAGAAUGAUACCAGGUUAGGACAGAGCCAAGGGAAUGGCAAAGAAUCUGAAAGGGGAAACAAUAUAAAACAAUCCAUAAAUGAACUGUUGAACCAUUGGAGUAUCUUUAAAACUGUAAACGUAUAGUGUGUAUAUGUAUAAAUGUAUAAUUUUUAUAUGCUUUUAAAAAAGUUAGCUUUGUGAGAAUAUAUUGUUUGGUAAGUGACUUUACUAUGAAAUGGAAGCACAUUGUAUUUUGUAAUCGAGUAAUACAGUAAGGCAGUCAGCUUUUUUUUCCUCUGUGAAUACAGCUAGUUUAGCAGGGGCCUGAGUUUAUUAAAAAGAUCUAGGGUAUCCAUCCUUUUACAUUUCUUAGAGUCUUCAUGUAGGCAGUGCAGUGGUGAAGUCCAGUGAUUUUAGAAAUUAGGGCCAAAUUGCCAGUAUGCUCUCUGGCUCUUAAAAGCAAGUAAAAUGGAAGCUGUUUAUUUCAUGGCUUCCCUUUUAUCAUGUAGUUAUUACCAUUCUAGAUUUUCAGGAGUUGUUUGCUACUAUUUUUAGUCAGGUAUUAAAAAAAAAACUCCAAAACUGAUGGGACCAAUCUCUUGUCUUUCUCCUUUCCCUUCUCUGCUCUUUCACCAGAAGCCCUCAUUUGACACAUGAACUCCUCGGCUCUCUUGACUCACACAUUAGCUGCACUAGCUCCUUUUCUGCUAAUUCCUCAUUCUGCGUGAAACAAAUUUGAAUUUAUAUUUUUGAGCACUUAUGAUGCCAGGCACUGUAAUACUUAAAACCCAAUCUUUCCCCAGAGUGAAAGUAAUAUACACUUGUUAUUCAUUUAAUCACCCCAUCCUGCUCCCCUAUUUUAGGGUUAAUUAUGUCUUUUAUUAUAUUACUUGGUAAUAAAGACUACAUUUAUUUUUGUAACUUUAAA